GUGAAAUCAACAAAGAAACUGAGAUUUACCUAGAGUUUGUUCAUAGCAUUGAUGCCAACGACAGCCCUACUUGUAUGGAUAUCAAAGUGCCUAGAACGAUGGAGGAAAGGCGGCAGCUUGGCAAGGCUCAUCUCCGCGAAUCUCUGCUGUUACACGAGGAGGCUCUCCGGCUCCACCGCAUGUGCAAGCAGUUGCGCCAAAUCGACAACCUUCACGAGAGGCUGCGCAUGGCUCACGAUUCCUCACUCGACAGGUACGCCAGGUGUGAGCAGGAAGACGAUUUCCAAGAAAUCCUGGAUCCGCCCCCCAUACAAGCUGCUACAAAAUACCAAUUAACUCUGAUGCCUCCAGACUUCAGUGAGCAUGCCAUCAAAGACUUAUUUCACGACUUGGGUCCUCUGAAGGUAUUCUGUGCGAGACGGCAGUGGACAGCUGCGAGACAGAUCCAGCUCAAGAAAGAAAACGAAGAGAAUUUUGGUUUCAGUGUUCGUGGCGAUUCCCCCGUUAUCAUAGCAGCUGUUGACGCACACAGUUUAGCUCAGGAGGCAGGCCUCAAGGAAGGGGACUUUGUCGUCCUCAUCGGCAUAACCGACUCAAAAUGGAUGGGCCACGAAGAAGUUGUCCGACUCAUCCGAGAAUCUGGCAACGAGCUGACACUCAAGGUGGUCACGCCCAUCGACCAUGACUACCUGCACCCUAAAUCGAGCAACAACUCAACGGCCAGCAGUCCAGCCAGCAACACCUCCACCCUGAGCUCGGGAGAACUGAGCAGGGUACACAUGAGGUUCACAACGAACCCUUUCGCUAAAGACAAGCGGCGUCGCGCCACGUGGAACUUCUUCAGAAGAAGUCAAUCCAAGGACAGAGAAUUCCCAAUCGUUGGGAAAGAUGACAAUGUUUUGUAUAGAUAAACAAAUAUUCGUUUUUAUUGUUUUUAAAUUGUACAUGCAUAUGUGCAUUAACGUCCUGGGAAAGUUCAUAUGCAUUCCAUGUUCAAAAAGGAGAAAUGCCAUUGAAAUAGUAUGCUCUCUCUAAAUGCAUUAUAGCUUAUUUUUUGCACAAGGCCACAGAAUAAUGUCCGAACCUUUUGAUGCCUGUCUUGACUCCUAACUCUCAGUCGUUGUCGAUGAGAUUGUAAGGCUCACAAAAUAGUAAAACGAAUAUAUAAAGGUUUGUUAAAGCAAUGGUUUGGAAAAAAGUGCAGACAUUACUCGCAGUUCAAAGGACCAACAAGAACUUUUUUGCCAAAAGUAAAAGCAGCCAGCACAUUUUAUCAAUUGAAAAAUCAUAAAAAAGUAGCUGGAAAAAGUGGAAAACGGAUGAAAUAAAAGGAAAUAAACAUGUUUAAUUCUAGUUAAUUAAGUUGUUGACUAAACUAAAAGAGAAAAAUUAUUUCAUAGUGGAUUUUUUUUUAAAGUUAUCCCAAUUUUUUGGAAGAAUAUUAUCUGCGUCCUUUCUUUUCCUCCUGACAUUAUUUUAUUUACUUUAAAAAGACAUUCCUUGCACAAUAAUAAUAUUGCGAGCCUGUUUUUUGUGCAAAUAGUGUAUUAACUAAAUUUAACUUACAAUUGCAAUCAACGAAGAUAACUGAAGAGUAAGGUUUAUAUCAACAGUGUUUACUCAAUGUGUGUACACUUGAGGAUGUUUAAUUGCUAGCAAAGAAUGUGCAUGAACUUCCCCAUAAGUAUUGUAAAAAUAUGCUCUAAAAAUGUAAGUAGAAAGAGUUGUAAAGUAAAAUAUGAUGAACUAUUCUAGGUUUUUUUUUUUUUUUUUUUUUUUUUUUUGACAAUGGCAGGUGAAAAUGCUUUUGUGAUUUUUGUAAUUUUUUAAAUUAUGAAGUCAGUUUUGUAUUAAGUGUUUGAAUCUGAAAACUACUUCAUUCAUAAACUUUUGAAACUUUCUUUUAUGAAAAACUUUUUUUAACCUUAUUAUUUGUCAAUUUUUGCCCCCCCCCCCUUUCAAACCAUAAAACUUGAGCACAUGGACAAAAAGUUUUAAAUCAGUAUUACAUACUUUUGUUUUUUUAAAUAACUAAAGGAUAAAGAUUUUGUACAGAUAAAGUAAAACAUUAUUAGUUAAUUUUGUUGUUUUUAGUAUUAUUUUCAAAAGUUAAUUUUUUUUAUUAUGUUUUAAUUUGUCUUGUUGCAUUUCAACAUCAGCUGCCUCGUACUUCUGUGAAAAAUAAUUCUUAACUGUAUGUAUUGAAACUAUUGUAUUUUCAAAUUUUUGAAUUCUGGUCAUUUAAAACUAGUGUAAAUAAGUGUAUUUUUGCUGUAAAUUAAAGCCAAAUGUAAACAAUCUUUGCAUGUUUGUAUAAAAUGAUUUAGUUUUUUUAGCUAUCUUUUAUAUAUAUAUAUAUCUUUAAAACUUGUCUUCCAUAGAAUAAAUUUUAAUUUAUGUAAACAUAAUCAUGUUGCAGAUAUUUAAAUAGUGUUUCCCGUUUGGUUGUUUCAAAUGGUUUAAUAAAUGUUUUUG
Uloborus diversus is the source of this 2475-nucleotide messenger RNA. Its product is annotated as rhophilin-2-like. The record is from RefSeq and is a predicted model, not a curated record. Gene Ontology annotation, biological process: negative regulation of stress fiber assembly; signal transduction. Lineage: Eukaryota; Metazoa; Arthropoda; Arachnida; Araneae; Uloboridae. Gene Ontology annotation, molecular function: protein binding.